Messenger RNA from Penaeus monodon (black tiger shrimp), 2235 nucleotides. RefSeq names its product proton channel OtopLc-like. Gene Ontology annotation, molecular function: proton channel activity. Gene Ontology annotation, biological process: proton transmembrane transport. The record is from RefSeq and is a predicted model, not a curated record. Lineage: Eukaryota; Metazoa; Arthropoda; Malacostraca; Decapoda; Penaeidae. Gene Ontology annotation, cellular component: membrane.
UGUGCUUCGGCUGCGUUGGUAGGCGGGUGGCAGGUUCCUCGUGUCACAGAAGCAAAACGAGAAAAGGGGAGAAGAGGCGGUAUAUCUUAAGAAAGAUUGCAACGACGUCAGCAGAGUCAUCAUCUGAUAUAAAUGGGCUUCAUUCUCUUUACAUAGUCACAAAGCAAGGCCGGAUGCGAUGGACAACACAGGUUACAGUCACACGGAAGCAGAACCGGAGACCCCUUGCACGGGGAACGCAACCACCGACAGCAAUAGUUCCUCGACCAAUGACGAGGCGGAAAAUGCUUGCGAAACACCCAGCAGCGACUCCCCCAGCAGCGACUCCCCCAGCAGCGACUCCCCCAGAAGCGACUACACAGGGGUCAUCGCCGACUGUUCGACCAGCAGCGCGAAAGCAGAAAAGCCGUAUAUUAAACCGUACCGCAAAAACGCUAUUCAAAAGUCCACCGCGCCGAUCAUGGUCGUGCAAAACUGGGACAGCAUCAGCCUGAAUCAUCCCGUGGCACUCAUCCAUCCCACGGUAGUCUCCGACACACAUUCCAUUAAGGCGAGCGACUUCCACCAACAGAUCAGCUAUUCGGACGACAAAGUAGAGGACCAAGCGCCGACUGAACCGCAAGUGAAGCAAGAAUGGUUUAAGUACUCUGCCAGCGAGAACAUCAGCAUCAUGUACGCUAUUUUCUUAGUCAUGUUCGGGAUUGUCAUCUACACCGCCGACAUGUUCCUGGGACGAGAAUCCGUCUUGGCUGAGUCCUUUAACAAUUUUCUGAUCACUGUCCAAGUUAUCUGGCUCAUGUACAUCCACAUCGACGCGAGGAUCUAUGUCAAUCACAUAUCCAAAAAGCUAGAAGAGGCUGAUGGCGAAAGGAAACAGUCGCAGACAGGGUCCAUCGACCAGCCAGAGGAUCCAAUUCCCUUCCACUAUGGCUUCACCUCCGGAAGACAUGGCGGGUCGAUCUAUUUGAAGAUUGGAGCUACAAUAUUCUGCUUCGGGCACAUGAUCCACACUGGCUUAAACUUGGCUCAAAAAGUCCUGUAUCUGCUAGAUGACGAUCCCUACUUCCUAGAGUGUACCAACAUUCCUGAUGUCUUGAUGUCUGUUUUGCAGCCUAUCUGUGCUUUCUACCAACUCUUCUUCAUAUUCAAAUACUCAAACCUGAUCAUCAACCGUCGCUACGUCCUUGCACGAUUCGGCCUAAUGCAUUGCAUUGGCUCUUCACUCUGCUACUGGAUCUACACCAUCCUCCAGGAGACGCUACAGACCAUCUUCACGGAGCUGCACAGCAACACUAGCAGCCCUAGUACCCACAGCAGCGAUGAUUCGUCGUCAUGGAGCAUCAAGUACGGAUGUGAACGAAACAGUUACCUGUCCGAUAUGAUCAAUUACACUACGCCUUACCUCUAUCCGUUUAGCAUCGAGUUCUACAUCCUGAUGGUGGGGUUGUGGAUGUUCCUGCGGGCGAAUAUCGGCAAAGUCGAGCGCCACACGCACAUCCCGUCGGUGAAAGUGGUCUACGAAGGCGACCAUUCCAGAUCGCUAACGUCGAACCUCGUCAUCUUCGUCGACUGCCAUUCCUCGAACCGCGGCCUCUUCGCUGGCCUGUUCAUGACCGUCAUCACAGUCAUCGCGAUCAUCCUGCUGUUCAUCUUGUCUUCUUACGAGGACACCGACGAAAUCGGGAGGUAUGUGAACGGCGUCACCGAGGUGGUGCUUCUUGGCGUCAUGGUGGUGGCAGCGGCAGCGGCGUACAAGCUGAUACACAGCCUCGACGUCAUCAAGGAGACCGCGACUUCUGUGGACGACAUAUUGGUUUACGUCAGCCUGCCCUGCAUCUUCUUCUACGCGUUCCUCCGUCUGGUCCCGUCCAUCCUGUAUUCCGACGCCCUCUUUGGCACCAUGGCCAUCCUGCAGAUCCUGCAAGUCAUCGUCCAGACGGUGAUGAUCUACGACGGGAUGCGCCGCUGCUCGAACUCGUCAACGCUGAGGCACAAGAAGCCAGGGCGAGAGGUCAUCACAUUCAUGGUGGUGCUCAACGUGGCCAUGUGGCUCCUCCAGACGUUCGAGGUCAAGACCGUCGGGAGCAACUCCGCCAUGUAUUUAUUCUACGGGAAGGAAAUGUGGACGCUACUGUCUCACCUCACCCUCCCCUUCGCCCUCUUCUACCGGUUCCAUUCGUCCGGCUGCCUGGCUAACAUGUGGCUGGUCAUCUACGACGUGGAUGAAGUGCACUG